ACGAAUCAAAUUCAAAGGAUGGAAUGACGUCAGAGACCCUAUAAAACCAGCCUGCGCGCGAAAACUGCACCAGUCGCGUCGUCACGAGGGCACCGUCCACAGUUCCUCGAGAUACCGGCGUCUCAACAACCAACCUAAUUCAAAAUGCGUGAGUGCAUCUCAAUCCAUGUGGGUCAGGCUGGGGCUCAGAUGGGCAAUGCCUGCUGGGAGCUCUACUGCCUCGAGCACGGCAUCCAGCCCGAUGGCCAGAUGCCCUCUGACAAGACCGUCGGCGGCGGCGACGACUCCUUCAACACUUUCUUCAGCGAGACCGGGAGUGGCAAGCACGUCCCCCGCGCUGUCUUCGUGGAUCUCGAGCCCACGGUUAUCGACGAAAUCCGGACCGGCGUAUACAGACAGCUCUUCCAUCCCGAGCAGCUGAUCACCGGUAAGGAGGAUGCCGCCAACAACUAUGCCCGUGGCCACUACACCAUCGGCAAGGAGAUUGUGGAUAUCGUCCUUGACCGCAUCCGGAAACUUGCCGAUAACUGCACUGGCCUUCAAGGAUUCCUCAUCUUCCAUUCCUUCGGCGGCGGCACUGGCUCCGGCUUCACUUCCCUGCUCAUGGAAAGGCUGUCGGUGGACUACGGCAAGAAGAGCAAGCUCGAGUUCGCUAUCUACCCCGCUCCUCAGGUUGCCACCGCUGUCGUUGAGCCCUACAACUCUAUCCUCACUACCCACACCACCCUCGAGCACUCCGACUGCGCCUUCAUGGUCGACAACGAGGCCAUCUAUGACAUCUGCCGAAGGAAUCUGGACAUCGAGCGACCCACCUACACCAACCUGAAUAGGCUCAUUGGCCAGAUCGUGUCCUCCAUCACUGCCUCCCUGAGAUUCGACGGCGCCCUCAACGUUGAUCUGACCGAGUUCCAGACCAACUUGGUACCCUACCCACGCAUCCACUUCCCUCUGGUGACCUACGCUCCCGUUAUCUCCGCGGAAAAGGCUUACCAUGAGCAGCUGUCUGUGUCUGAGAUCACCAACGCCUGCUUUGAGCCCGCAAACCAGAUGGUGAAAUGUGACCCACGCCACGGCAAGUACAUGGCCUGCUGCCUGUUGUACCGCGGUGAUGUGGUACCCAAGGACGUCAACGCUGCUAUCGCUACCAUCAAGACCAAGAGGACCAUUCAGUUUGUGGACUGGUGUCCCACUGGCUUCAAGGUUGGCAUCAACUACCAGCCGCCUACCGUGGUGCCUGGCGGUGACCUGGCGAAGGUUUCUCGUGCCGUUUGCAUGCUGUCCAACACCACUGCUAUCGCCGAGGCCUGGGCCCGCUUGGACCACAAAUUCGACCUCAUGUACGCCAAGCGCGCCUUCGUGCACUGGUAUGUGGGUGAGGGCAUGGAGGAGGGAGAGUUCACCGAGGCCAGGGAGGACUUAGCUGCUCUGGAGAAGGACUACGAAGAGGUGGGCGUGGACUCCGCCGACGCAGAGGGCGAGGAUGAGGGAGAGGAGUAUUAAAUCUUGUCUCAGGCUGAUCUACAUUCCUUCAUGUUCUGUCCCAAUAAAUCUUUUAAUUUCUA
Messenger RNA from Eriocheir sinensis (Chinese mitten crab), 1562 nucleotides. Its product is annotated as tubulin alpha-3 chain. Gene Ontology annotation, cellular component: cytoplasm; microtubule. The transcript has 3 exons. Gene Ontology annotation, biological process: microtubule cytoskeleton organization; mitotic cell cycle. Lineage: Eukaryota; Metazoa; Arthropoda; Malacostraca; Decapoda; Varunidae. The record is from RefSeq and is a predicted model, not a curated record. The coding region runs from base 145 to 1500 and encodes 451 amino acids. Gene Ontology annotation, molecular function: structural constituent of cytoskeleton; GTP binding.